AUGAGAGCCUUUUCCGUUUUCAUCUUUGCGUUGCUUUACAGCUUCGUUUCUGCUGAAACUCACACAUGGUACUUCCAGACUACAUGGGUUGAUGGUAACCCUGAUGGCGUUUUCGAACGUAAAGUUAUGGGUUUUAACAACACUUGGCCUUUGCCCACCUUGAGAGUUAAGCAAGGUGACAGAGUCCAAUUGUUUUUGAAUAAUGGUUUUGAUGACAGAAACACUUCGUUGCACUUCCACGGUUUGUUCCAGAACGGAACUUCUCAAAUGGAUGGCCCAGAAAUGGUUACUCAAUGUCCUAUUGCUCCUGGUGACACCAUGUUGUACAACUUCACUGUUCCUGAUCAAGUGGGAACUUACUGGUACCACUCUCACACUUCCGGUCAAUACGGAGAUGGUUUGAGAGGUGUCUUCAUCAUUGAAGAAAAGGAUGGAAAAUACCCAUUCGAGUUCGAUGAAGAUGUUGUUUUGACUGUUGGUGAAUGGUAUCAUGACACUGCAGAUGUUUUGAUUCCAAAAUUUUUGAACAGAUACAAUCCUACCGGUGCCGAACCAAUUCCCCAAAACACUUUGUUCAACAAUACCAGAAACAACACUUGGCACGUGGAACCAAACAAGACGUAUUUUGUCAGAAUCAUCAAUGUUGGUGGUUUUGUUUCUCAAUACUUGUACAUGGAAGAUCACGAGUUCGAGAUUGUUGAAGUUGAUGGUAUUUAUGUGGAAAAAAACUCUACCAGUAUGAUUUACAUUACUGUUGCUCAGCGUUACGGUGUUUUGAUUCAUACCAAGAAUGAAACUGACAAGAACUAUGCUUUCAUGAACAAGAUCGAUGAUGAUAUGUUGGAUGUGAUUCCUAAAGAUUUGAUUUUGAACUCUACCAACUACAUUAUCUAUGAUGAAGAGGCUGACAAACCAGAUGAGUACAUGGUCGAUGAACUUGAUUUCUUUGAUGACUUCUACUUGACUCCUCUCAAUAAGGAGAAGCUUUAUGAUGAAGCUGACCAUGUUGUCACUGUUGAUGUUGUCAUGAAUAACUUGGGCAAUGGUGUUAACUACGCUUUCUUCAACAACGUCACUUACACUGCUCCUAAAGUUCCUAUUAUUGGUACUGCUUUGUCUGCCGGUGAAUUUGCAACCAAUGCUUACAUCUACGGUAACGUGCAUGCUGUUGUGUUGCAGAAGGAUGACGUCAUUGACAUUCGUCUUAACAACCAAGAUACUGGUAAGCAUCCUUUCCAUUUGCAUGGUCACACUUUCCAGGUUAUUGAAAGAGGCGAAGGUGUCCCUGAUGACCAAUCGCCUGUAGCAUUUAACGCAUCUGACCAUGCUCCAUACCCUGAAUACCCUAUGAUUAGAGACACUGUUUAUGUCAACCCUCAAUCUUAUGUUGUUAUGAGAUUCAAGGCUAACAACCCAGGUGUUUGGAUGUUCCACUGUCACAUUGAAUGGCAUUUGGAACAAGGUUUAGCCCUUAUCUUCAUCGAAGCUCCAGAGGAAAUGCAAAAGACUGAGUCUCAGCAAUUGACUGAUAACUUCAAAGAAGUCUGUAAGAAUGUUGGUGUCAACUUUGAAGGAAAUGCUGCUGGUAAUACUGCUAACUACAUGGAUUUGUCUGGUGCUAAUGUGCAACACAAGCCUUUGCCAUCUGGAUUCACAGGUAGAGGUAUUGUUGCUUUGGUCUUCUCUUGUAUUGCAGGUGCCUGUGGUAUGAUCGCUAUUUCAUUCUAUGGUAUGGCUGAUGUCAAGAAUUUGGAAGAACAUGUUAUCAGAGACUUGGAUGUUGACCUUGAUCCUGAUGCUGAAGCUGAACUUUUGUCUGAGGGUGAAGAGCAGGAAGCAUCUAGCUCAACUCCCCGUAUUUAA
Clavispora lusitaniae ATCC 42720 is the source of this 1863-nucleotide messenger RNA. RefSeq names its product multicopper oxidase (gene FET3). Gene Ontology annotation, molecular function: copper ion binding; ferroxidase activity. Gene Ontology annotation, cellular component: high-affinity iron permease complex. NCBI's taxonomy places the organism in Eukaryota, Fungi, Ascomycota, Pichiomycetes, Serinales, Metschnikowiaceae. The record is from RefSeq and is a predicted model, not a curated record. Gene Ontology annotation, biological process: reductive iron assimilation; cellular response to iron ion starvation.